Balaenoptera ricei (Rice's whale) is the source of this 1743-nucleotide messenger RNA. It is a transcript of the gene ZNF622, whose product is annotated as zinc finger protein 622. Lineage: Eukaryota; Metazoa; Chordata; Mammalia; Artiodactyla; Balaenopteridae. Gene Ontology annotation, molecular function: zinc ion binding; nucleic acid binding. The record is from RefSeq and is a predicted model, not a curated record. The transcript has 6 exons. Bases 170 to 1591 code for a protein of 473 amino acids. Gene Ontology annotation, cellular component: preribosome, large subunit precursor. Gene Ontology annotation, biological process: ribosomal large subunit biogenesis.
AGGCGGGACUUCCUGUCCGGCCGGGAAUAAUUCGAUCCAGUCCGGAAGUCAGCUCGCAGUGUGGUUCUUCGUGGGCCUUGAGGCCUACGAUCUGGGUGUCUGGUGGGGUCAGGGCACUCAGUGGUCGCUAGACUGCUGCCUCGGUUCGCCUCUUAUUUCCCGGCUGGCGAUGGCGACCUACACCUGCAACACCUGCCGGGCGCUGUUGGACGACGCGGAGGCGCAGCGGGCCCACUACAAGACGGACUGGCACCGCUACAACCUGAGGCGCAAAGUGGCCGGCAUGGCCCCGGUCGGCGCCGAGGGCUUCCAGGAGCGGGUGCGGGCGCAGCGGGCCCUGGCGGAGCCGGAGAGCAAGGGCGCGGCCACCUACUGCAGCGUCUGCAGUAAGAAGUUUGCCUCCUUCAAGGCCUACGAAAACCAUCUGAGGUCCCGGCGGCACGUGGAGCUGGAGAAGCAGGCGGUGAGUCGGCAAGUGGCGAUCCUGAAUGAGAAGAACUUGGAGAAAGGGCUGGGCGUGGACAGUGUGGACAAGGAUGCGGUGAACGCGGCCAUCCAGCAGGUCAUCAAGGCUCAGCCGUCCACGUCUCCCAAGGAGGCGGCCCCAGCGCCCGAGGCGGAGUCCCGGAGUCCCGUGACCGUGGCCGCUGGAGGACGUGGGACUCAGCAGCGAGACCCGGCCGAGAAACCUCCCCGGCUGCAGUGGUUUGAACAGCAGGCGAAGAAGUUGGCCGAACGGGACGGGGAGGAGGAGAGUGAGGAGGACCUGGAUGCAGAUGACUGGGAGGAUAUCGAUUCCGAUGAGGAACUGGAAUGUGAGGAUGCUGAGGCCACGGAGGAGGAGGAGGAGGAGGAGGAGGCAGAGGAGGAAGCGGCUGGAGGCAGCACCCCGCUUGGUGCCAUCCCCGUCACGGACUGCUUAUUUUGUCCCCAUCAUUCGAGCUCCCUCACGAAGAAUGUGGCUCAUAUGACUAAAGUCCACAGCUUCUUCAUUCCUGAUGUAGAGUAUCUUUCAGAUCUUAAGGGACUGAUUAAAUAUUUGGGAGAGAAGGUUGGUGUGGGGAAGAUUUGCUUGUGGUGCAACGAGAGGGGUAAGUCGUUCUACUCCACAGACGCUGUGCAGGCUCACAUGAAUGACAGGAGUCACUGCAAGCUCUUCACAGAUGGCGAUGCUCUUUUGGAAUUUGCAGACUUCUAUGAUUUUAGGAGUAGCUACCCAGGUCACAGGGAAGGGGAGGACGCCGACGAGACUGAGGACUCGCCCCCAGAAAGGGCCCUGGAGUACGAUGACGACACCAUGGAGCUGCUUCUCCCGUCCGGUGCCAGAGUGGGUCAUCGCUCCUUGAUGAGAUACUACAAACAGCGGUUUGGCUUGUCACGAGCUGUGGCAGUUGCUAAGAAUCAGAAGGCCGUGGGCCGGGUCCUGCAGCAGUACAGAGCCCUGGGAUAUACUGGCAGCGCAGGAGCAGCUCUCGUGCGCCAGCGGGACAUGCAGUAUGUCCAAAGGAUGAAGUCAAAAUGGAUGCUGAAGAUGGGGAUGAAGAACAACGCCACCAAGCAGAUGCACUUCAGGCCCCAGGUGCUGUUCUGAGUCGGCCGGGGAUUGAGCCGUCAUCCGUCUCCUGCACAAGCGUCCUCCUUGCCUGGGGACCCGUGGAAGCCGGAUCGGACAGCAGACCCUUUUGCUGCUACUUCUCCCUGUACUUCCUCUAUCCUGACCUGAUAAUAAAAGUCAGAAUCAUA